Anarrhichthys ocellatus (wolf-eel) is the source of this 1115-nucleotide messenger RNA. It is a transcript of the gene neurl2, whose product is annotated as neuralized E3 ubiquitin protein ligase 2. The record is from RefSeq and is a predicted model, not a curated record. Gene Ontology annotation, molecular function: ubiquitin protein ligase activity. The transcript has 3 exons. The coding region runs from base 185 to 1087 and encodes 300 amino acids. Lineage: Eukaryota; Metazoa; Chordata; Actinopteri; Perciformes; Anarhichadidae. Gene Ontology annotation, biological process: intracellular signal transduction.
UGAGUGGCCCACAGAUAAGCAGAGCUGGGAUCUGGUCUUGUGUCUGUGCAGGUCGCUGUUCCUCGACGAUGACCAUGUGUUUGCCGGCAAUAGUCCGAAACCACUGCAAAGCUGUUUGAUUCGCAAGUUUCAGUAAGUCUGUCUCUGUUUCUUGAGGUUUUUUUGGACAGCGGCCCAACUCAAAAUGCAGCCCUCCCCUGACCAGUUCAUGGAAUUCCACCCGAUACAUGGAUCAAAUGUCAGACUGGACUUCUCGGGAACCCAGGCCACACGUGUGGAGAGCUUUGCCAAUGGAGUGUGUUUCAGCAAACAACCUCUGAAGCCCGGGGAGAUUUUUCUAAUAGAGAUCGAGGAUAAGGAGCUGGGCUGGUGCGGCCACCUCCGAGUCGGCCUGACUGCCAGGGACCCCGGGAGCUUAGACGUGGUACCUGAAUACUCCAUCCCGGACCUGACAGACUCAGGCGACAGCUGGGUCUUCGCCAUCACUCGCAACCACAACAAGAUCAUAGAGGAUCCUGGAGCGGGGGGUCAAGAGGCUGGAGACGGAGGACUGGCUGGGGGCCGGAGGCUCGGACGAGGGGAGGCUGGCGAUGGAGCUGGAGGCGCUGAGGGAGACAACACCAAACCAAAGGCUUUCUUCACUGACUCUCACUUGUACAUUGAGGAUGUUCGAAUCCCCAUGGACAAGCUGGUGGGUCGGAGCAGGCCCGGACGCUACAGCCACAUUUUGGAUGACUUGUAUAAGACCAACGCGCUGCCUCCCACAGCCAGACGCAGCCGGAUAGGAGUACUAUAUGUGGCCAAAGGGCAGGACCUGGCUGAUAUGCACAUUGUCAUCAAUGGUGAGGACAUGGGAGCGUCCGCAAAGGGGAUUCCCUCCAUCGAGCCUCUCCAUGCUGUGGUGGACGUCUUUGCUGCCACCAAGUGUGUCCGAAUCGUCCAGGUGGAGUAUGGAUUCUCGUCCUUGCAGACAUUGUGUAGGAAAGCCAUCCAGAAGCACAUUGUCCACAGGAUGGCCAUUGACUGGCUGGAGCUGCCAGAGGCACUGAAGCACUACUGCAAGUAUGUAUGUCUGCUCCCAGUGUAACCAUCCGCUGUUCUCCAGUCGGUCCAAG